GCAUUCUGGAUUCAUUACAAAUCAACUGAAAUAUUGCAAGCCUUUUAUUAUUUUAAUAUUGCUGAUUAUGGUUUACAGCUUAAGAAAACUCUAAAAUCCUAUCUCAUAAAAUUUGAAUAUUUCCUCAGACCAAGUUAAAAAAAAGAUUUAUAACAGCUGAGUGUUUGUCAAGGCUCAGGAAACCCUUGCAGGUGUUUCGAGUUAAUUAGACAAUUCAAGUGAUUUGUUUAAUACCCUACUAGUAUACUUUUUCAUGAUAUUCUAAUAUUUAGAGAUAGGAUAUUUGAGUUUUCUUAAGCUGUAAGCCAUAAUCAGCAAUAAAUCAGAAUAAAAGGCUUGCAAUAUUUCAGUUGAUUUGUAAUUAAUCCAGAAUGCAUGACAUUUUUGUUUUUUUAAUUGCAUUACAGAAAAUAAAGAACUUCAUCACAAUAUUCUAAUUUUCUGAGACAGUCCUGUAUAUAUAUAUAUAUAGACAUACACACUGUAAGUUUCUGUAGUGUGGUUGAAUUGUGUGUAUUCUUGCCCUGCUGUUGGUUAAUAAUUAGUCUUGUUUCUAGUUUUAUCAACGAUGGACAUUCGCCCCUAUUUAUUUGCAGAAUACUGCAAGAUUUUACACAUUGCAUUUUUUUUUUCAUUUAUUAAAUAGUUUAAGGUGUACAAAUCUUGCAGCAAAAACGGACUGAAGUAUUUUUCUCCCCCUUUUUCCAUCUUGUAUUUAAAGACUCGCCGACCUGUAUCGCACGAGGCCGCUCUCUCUCUCGCUCGCUCCCUCGCGGCGAGUUCAAAGCAUCCGGUGGCCGGACUGCAUACCCAGUAACUCUCCUGCAGCAUACUGUUGCACCAUGAUGACUAAGCGAGGGACACACAUCUUUUCUUUGUAACUGUUGUGUGGGUGGGACAAAAGAAAAAGGAAACCAGGAAGUGUUUCACAGCCACACACUAGUGCGACCUGCAGCUGCUUUUGUUUAGUUUGCAUCUUAACUCUCUGGAGAAAGACUUCUGUCUACAACAGUGCCGGCGACGCCGUAGGCGAAGAUCUCCAGGAUGUUUUUGUCCCUGGCUUCCGUCGUGGUCGUGGUCGUCUCUAUUUUUUUGGCCGGCAUUAUUCCAGCCUCCCACGCCGGGAAAGUUCUGGUGUUCCCCCACGACGGCAGCCACUGGGUGAACAUGCGGGUGCUUGUCGAGGCGCUGCACUCGAGGGGGCACGCCGUGACCGUCGUCCGAGCCAAAGACAGCUGGUACAUCAGCGAGACGUCUCCGCUCUACGACGCCGUCACAGUGGACGUCGCCGGCGGCGGCGGCGAGGACUUCUUCCGUCUCUUCGUCUCCGAAGUCAUCCGGAUCAAACGGAGCGAGGCGGCGGCGCCGUGGGCCCGCUUCGCUCUGGACAUGGAGCUGAAGGGCAAGUUCUUCGAGUUGCACCGGAAGGUCUGCGAAGUGGUCGCGCACAUGUUCGAGAACGGCGAGCUGAUGAAGUCCCUCCGAGACGCCGAGUACGACGCGGUUUUGACGGACCCCGCCAACGGAGGAGGGGCCAUGCUGGCGCGCCGCCUCGGGCUGCCGUUGAUGUUCAACGCUCGGUGGACCGUUCACGGCGAAGCCCACUUCGCCAUCGCGCCCUCUCCCCUUUCCUACGUCCCGCUCCCGCCGUCGGAAUUAACGGACCGAAUGACCUUCGUCGAGAGGGUGCAAAACGUUGUUUUUUACACCAUGAGGAUGCAUCUGUACAAGCAGGUGGUCGGGCCGCAUUAUUCUGCGUUGUGCGAGCGCUACUUUGGUCCAGACGUGGACUACUUCUCCCUGUUUCAAGCCGCCGACCUGUGGCUCAUGAGAGUGGACUUUGUGUUCGAGUUCCCUCGGCCCACCAUGCCCAAUGUCGUCUACAUCGGAGGGUUCCAGUGUAGACCGGCACUGCCUCUCCCUGACCACUUGGAGGCGUUUGUGCAGAGCUCUGGCGAGCACGGGGUCAUCGUCAUGUCUCUGGGGACGUUGAUUGGAGAGCUUCCCCGGGACCUCGCUGAUGAGAUCGCUGCGGCGUUUGCCGAGUUACCCCAGAAGGUCAUCUGGAGGUAUAAAGGUGACAGACCGGCCACUCUGGGCAACAACACGCUGAUCGUCGACUGGAUGCCCCAGAACGAUCUUCUGGGGCAUCCACAAAUGAAGCUAUUCGUAAGUCACGGAGGAACCAACGGGAUAUACGAGGCCAUCUAUCACGGCGUUCCGAUCGUGGGCAUUCCCAUCGCGUUCGACCAAGCCGACAACCUCUCCAGGCUGAGGGCGAAGGGCGUCGCCCAGGUCAUGGAUGUGUCUGAAUUGGACCGGAAGACAUUUUUGAAGGCCGUGCAGGAAGUCCUGCAGGAGCCGUCCUACAGGGAGAACAUGCAGAGGCUCUCCGUGCUGCACAGAGAUCGGCCCAUGAAGCCGCUGGAUGCGGCCCUCUUCUGGAUGGAGUUUGUCAUGAGGCACAAAGGUGCAGCUCACCUGAGAACGGAGUCCUACAGGAUGCCCUGGUACUCCUACCACUCGGUGGACGUGGGGCUCUUCCUCCUAACCGUCGCGUUCGCCGUGUUGUCGUUUGUUACGGGGUUGGCGUGGUCGUGCUUUAGAUUGUGUUGCAAGCGUAAAGUGAAAUCUGAUAAAACGGUGAAGAAGGAAUGAUCAAUUUUCACAUUCGCCGUGAUCAGUUGAAUAUUUAAAGGAAUCGAGGGUUUUACCUGAAAUGUUACGCUAUGUUUUUUAGGAAACAAGUGUAAAGUAAAGUCAGGAAAUGCAAAAGCAAGCUGAUGGAGUACUAAUCAUUUCUGCUUAUGAGGGCAAGUGACCGUGUAACCUUUACUUUCCUGAGAACCCACGAGUGACUUCUUUAGGACAGUGACUUAUUCUAUACUCUGUUUUUACUCUGUACACAAGAACAUUUCUCGAAUAUUAUUUCCUUCAAAAUAAAAGGAAACAAAGGUGAUCAUACGUCUUUCAAGCCGCCAGGGGUCGUAUAAAAUGACGUGGUGGGCCUUGUGUUUGACACCUGUGAUGUAGAGCUGUGCCAAAACUUGAUUUGUAUAAUUUACUACGGCUCCUGGCAAGGCGCUUCCUCUCGUCUUCUAUGGACCGAAAGGUACAGACUUUACUGACUGUACAGUCGUAACUUGUGUUUCAGACGCUGCGUACGGACUGAUAAAUCCUCGUGAGGAGAUAACGUGUUGCGGUGUGUAAAGAAGCUUGUGAUAAAUAUGUUGAAGCAUGAAACUGUUGUAACUUUUCUCUUGCAAGAAAUAAACAAGAGACAACUCUGAUUCCAAA
Pseudoliparis swirei is the source of this 3297-nucleotide messenger RNA. RefSeq names its product UDP-glucuronosyltransferase 2A2-like. Lineage: Eukaryota; Metazoa; Chordata; Actinopteri; Perciformes; Liparidae. Gene Ontology annotation, molecular function: UDP-glycosyltransferase activity. The record is from RefSeq and is a predicted model, not a curated record. The coding region runs from base 1045 to 2658 and encodes 537 amino acids. The transcript has 2 exons.